AUGUUGAGGGCGGUGGCGAGGUGCUGCGGCCACUGGCCGCCGGGCGCCGCGGCGGCGGACGGGAUGCUGUGGCAGACGGAGCUGCGGCCGCACGCGGCGGGGGAGUUCUCGAUGGCCGCGGCGCAGGCCAACCUGGCCAUGGAGGACCAGGCGCAGGUGCUGGCCUCCCCGGCCGCCACGCUCGUCGGCGUCUACGACGGACACGGCGGGGCCGACGCCUCCCGGUUCCUCCGAUCCCGACUCUUCCCCCAUGUCCAACGCUUCGCAAGGGAGCAGGGGGGCAUGAGCGCGGAGGCGAUUCGGAGCGCGUUCGGCGCAGCCGAGGAGGAGUUCCAUAAGCAGGUGAGGCAGGAGUGGACGAAGCGGCCGCGGCUGGCUGCUGUGGGCUCAUGCUGCCUGCUCGGGGCCAUCUCCGGGGACACGCUGUACGUGGCCAACGUCGGUGACUCCCGCGCCGUGCUCGGCCGUCGAGUGGUCGGCGGCGGGGUCGCUGUCGCCGAGAGGCUGUCCACCGAGCACAACGCGGCGUCCGAGGAGGUGCGGCAUGAGCUCGCCGCGCUCAACCCCGACGACGCGCAAAUCGUUGUGCACGCCAGAGGGGCGUGGAGGGUGAAGGGGAUAAUUCAGGUGUCAAGAUCCAUUGGUGAUUUUUAUCUGAAGAAACCGGAGUAUAGCUUGGACCCCUUGUUUCGGCAAGUUGGCGCCCCUAUUCCAUUGAAGAGGCCUGCUCUUAGUGCUGAACCAUCAGUUCAAGUACGCAAGCUGAAACCAAAUGACCUAUUUCUGAUAUUUGCUUCGGAUGGUCUAUGGGAGCACCUCAGCGACGAUGAUGCGGUGCAAAUUGUCUUCAAGAAUCCGAGAACUGGGAUAGCCAACAGAUUGGUGAAGGCUGCCUUGAAGGAAGCAACCAGGAAGAGGGAGGUCAGGUACCGUGACCUGAGGACGAUCGACAGGGGAGUGAGACGGCAUUUCCAUGACGACAUCAGCGUCGUUGUGGUCUACCUUGAUCGCCACCGCGAGCGCCGCCACACCAGGGUCAUCGACUCGAGUAGCAACUGCACCAGUGCACCCGUGGACAUCUACUCCAACACCCACCAGUCUGCGAAGCCAUUGCACGCUUAUAAGAGCUGA
This is a messenger RNA of Miscanthus lutarioriparius, 1131 nucleotides long. The record is from the annotation of a GenBank genome assembly. NCBI's taxonomy places the organism in Eukaryota, Viridiplantae, Streptophyta, Magnoliopsida, Poales, Poaceae.